Paramecium octaurelia is the source of this 4822-nucleotide messenger RNA. The record is from the annotation of a GenBank genome assembly. NCBI's taxonomy places the organism in Eukaryota, Ciliophora, Oligohymenophorea, Peniculida, Parameciidae.
AUGUAAAAUAAUUAAGACCUACCUUUAAAAGGUUACAAAACAAAUAAUAAUAAAAAAAAUAACAAUAAAAGAUCUAAUAAAGAUAGAUAGAAUUAACAGAAGGACCUAUAUGAAUAAAAAUAUACAAAUUCCAAUGAGUUUAAGCAAUAUUCUCAAGCUAGCACAUAUUAUAGUAAUAAUGAACAACAAAUAAAUUCAAAUAUUUAUGAACCCAAGUCUUAAUAUUAUUAAUAUAAUUAACUUGGCGAUUAUCCUUAGAAUUAAGAUUCUUUGUAUUAAUCAAAUUAGCCUUAAAAAUCAUAAUAGCAAUCUUAACACUAAUAUCAAUAAUAACAUUAGUAAUAGCAAUAAUACCAAUAAUAACAAUAGCAAUACUAAUAUCAAUAAUAAUAACAAUAGCAAUAACAAUAGCAAUAAUAAUAAUAAUAAUAAUAACAAUAAUAUAAAUAAUAGUAAUAUCAAUAGCAAUAAUAAUAUUAACAACAACCCUUACCAUUUUAACAGUAAUCCUCAAUUCCUGUUCAACCUCUUUAUUAAAAUUAAUUCUAAUUUAGUCAAUAAGUACCAACACAAUAAGAAUAAACAAAUCAAUUGAAUGUCUUGUAAGAUUUAUAGCUCAUUUAACAUCAAACUCAAAAUGAUACUGGCUUUACCGAAGUCUAAAUUAAUCAGAACAAUUAGCUUUCAAAAAAUAAUUCCUAAAUAAAUUCGAGUUCUCAGAUCCCCAAAUCAAUAAUAACUUCGCUUCUAAAAGAAGAGUAAAAAGAGGAUUGUUAUCGUUGUUAUCAUAGAUUAAUAGAUUAUUUUUUUCAAUAUGCAGACAUCGAAAUUAAAAUUUCUAAUAUUAAACCAAUUGUUGAAUAGAGACUGAAUGAAAUUUACUUGGAACUAUAAGAAUUGAGAUUAAAGAUAUAGCCAUUUGACAUUGAAGACUAAUUACGUGAAAAUAGGACUUACUAAGUAAAAGAACAAUAGGAAAACAACAUCUCUUAAAAGGAUAAAAUGAUCAUUCUACAUAGUCUCAUGAUUGAAAAUCUAUACCGAGAAGCAGAAAACUACAACUCAAAAAUAUUAAUAAGCUAUCCAAAAUAUCAAUAUAAAAUAAAUCCAUUAGAUCAGCGCUACGAAGAAAACGCUAAAAAGUUUUAUUAAAUUUUCAAAAAUAAAUGGGAUAGUCACAUCAUAUUGAUAUAAGAAUGCAAAUCAGAAUUUGAGGCUAUUUCCAAAAUAAAAUUAAUGAAUGUACCCAGAAUCAAAUAAUCCUUUUGCAGAGAGCUUGGUUUUCAUCAUCCAAUUAUUAUAUUGACAUCUGAUCUUAAUCUGGUGACCUUGAUUAACACAGCUUUAUAUAAUGAUGGAUUAGCAUUAUAAAAAAAAACCAAUGAAAUAUUAGUUAUAAAUUCAUUUGAUCAAAUUUAGACAGAAAAUAUCUAAAUUUUAAACGAUAAGCUCUAGAAAUUUUUUGAAGAUCCUUAAUACAUAAAGAAUGUUAAAGAAACUUUCGAUAUUGACUGCUAACCACAAAAGGACAUUAACGAGAUUGAUAAAUCCAUAUAAGCACUUUAAGCAAGAGAAUUUAUAGAAAUAACAGUUACUACUCCAAUAUUUAAUUUAUAAAAAGGAAAGUAUUCAGUAUAAGCUGAAUUGUAACUAUGGAUAGAAGGCUAUUAAACACAAGAAAUGAUUAAUUAAAAAUUAAAAGCUAUGAAAUAACAAUUAAAUGAAAUCUACAAUCCAUCAAUAAUCAUAAAAGUAGUUGAUAAAGCAUAAAUAAAUCUGUGGAAAAAAUAUUUAGGGUCUCUUUUUGAAAAUCAAAAUAAUUCAAAAGAAUGCAUAACUAGAGAUGAUAGGGGUGGAUUAACAAUUGAACUUAAUGGGCAUUAGGACGUAAUUUUCGAAAAGAAAGAGAAAAUAGAAACUUUACUUAAACAAUUUUAAUGUAAAAAUAUAGAAUAUUAAUGUGAAAAUGAUUUAUUUAAAGUAUUAGAGAGUAAGAGAGCUUAAUUAUCAAAAUUAUUUAAAGUAAUUUUUACUGAAAUUGCUUCAGAAUUUGGACAAUGCUAGAUUUAAAUGAUUGAUGUUAUUGAUAAGUCACUGACUGUAAUAAUUGAGGUUUACUUUAAUUAAGUUGAAAACAAAUUUAAUAAUAUAAGUACAAAAGUUACUCAGUUUUUGGAUGAAAUAGAUUACAUAGUCUUAAAGAUUAAUUUUAAAGAGUUCUUACAGUUUUAAGGUCUAAAGGAGAUUUAAUUUUAGGAUUAGUAUCAAGUUGCGGUAGCAAAAUUGAGUUAAAAUGAAUAUGGGAUCAUUGGGAGAUAAAAAGAUUUAGAUUAAAUAAAAUAAAUGCAGAAAUAGUUUGAUCAAUCAAAGAAAGAAAAUUGUACUUCAGUAAUAAUCGAAUGUGAUAAUAAAUUGGUUUUUAAUAGAAUUAAAAAGUAAAACUCUAAGCCUAUUUAAGAUGGCAAUGUUGAUGAAGAAAACGCUGUAGUGAUUAGCUUUCCAUAAGAGAAUAAGAUAAUGAUAUAAGCAUCUAAGAAAUAGAUUUAAAUAGAAAAGGAGAAGAUGAAUAAAAAGAUCCAAUAAUUUAAAAGUGAAAUUGCAACCAAGUCUUGUUUAUUCUCCGACAAGGAAGUCAAAUUUAUUGAUAAAAGCUUUAAAUCACUGUUGGAAAAAUUACAAAAGAACAAUGAAAUAAUAAUUUCAACUUCUUCUCAAACUCCAACAUCAUUACAAUCAGAUAAAUCGGCGGCCUGUACUUUGGAAUAUUAAAAUAAGAAGAUUCAAAUAAUCUAUGGAGACAUCUCAACUAUUUAAUGUGAUGCAAUAGUCAAUUCUUGUAAUAACAAAAUAUCUUUUGGCGAUUCAUUAUAAUUAACUGGUGUUGCUUAAAGUAUCUUUUAGUUAGGAGGAACAUAAUAUUCAUCAGCUUGUUAGGAUUACAUCAGAAAGAAUUAUGAGUUAGAGAUAGGAAAGGUUUUUACCUAUAGGAUGCCAAAUGAUAGACAGAUUAAAUAUAUACUUAAUGUUGCUACACCAGUAUAUUCUGAAGGAUUUGUAACAGAUGAGGAUUUGGGAAAGAUUUAAAUUAAUAUAGAGGCGAUUUUCAAAGAAAUUCACAACUUAGAUGUAAAGACUUUAACUCUUCCUAUUUUUGGAGGAGGGGCAUGCGGAUACAGUUUUAAUUAAGUUACUUAAGUGGUAUUGAAUAGUGUUAUAAAUCAUUUAUAUUUUUCAAAGAACUCCAUUGAAACUAUUUACAUUGCAGAGUUGAUAGAUAUCAAAAUUGAUUGGUUGACUAAAAUACUCAAAAAUAUAUUGAAACCUCCUGAGAAGGAACGCUAAGUAAAAUAUUAAUGGUAAUGGUAAGAUAAUUAAAGCUUUAAAGAUUAUGAUGAUGAAGAUAUUAAUAAAUAAAUAGAUGAGGCAUAUGAUUAAUUUUUACAGACAGGCCAAGAUUAGAAGGUGAUGUUGAAAUUUCCAUUCUCCAAACAGCCAGGAACUCAUUCUGUUAAUUUGGAUUCACAAAUAGUUACUGAUAUCUCAUUAAAAACUACGAAGAAAAUAAUUUCAAAGAGUAUAUCUAACUCAAAGAGAUUUUAUUUUGAUGAAGACGUUUUAGACGAUUAACUAAAUGAAUAUUUGAUACUGUAAGAAUUGAACAAUAUAAAAUAAUUCGAGAUCUUUUAUAAGAAACAUUAUGUAGAAUUUAAAAAAAAUGAGAUGUAUUAAGUGAAUUAGGAGACUCAAUAUAAGAGAAUCAUAAAGCCCACUUAAUACUUGCCAAAAAAGAAUAAGGCAAAAGGAAAAUCUAAUAAAUUAGUUGGUAAAGACUUCACUUUGGUUGAAUCUCAGAACUAAAUUUCCAAAUUAGUGUAAUAAAAAUCUACCUGUGAUCAAUUAACUCUAUAAUCAUUUGAUGGAGCACUUAAUGAAAUGAUAUAUAAAUAGAUCAAAGCUGAAUUGGAAAAAUAGGUUUUGGAGUAUAAAUUUGAUGUUCCUAACAUUCCAGAUAAUGGACUUUAAGAAUUGUAAUAAUUUAUUUAAUCAAUUGCAUUGUCCAUCAUUGGGAGAUUUAAAUAAGGGGAAAAAAUUAUUCUAAAGAUUUUUGAGAAAAAAAAAAGUAAGAUUGUCAAUUACAUUAAUUCAAUUAAAUCCUAAGAAAGGUCUUAUCCAAGUGGUUGGGUACCAUAAAGUCAAAAUUUGUUAAAAGUUUCCUUGUAACCAAGCUCCUUAGAAUACUAAGAAAUAGCGAACUAGUUUUAUAAGACUGAUAAAGGAUAGAUAUACGAGAUUUACAGAAUUUAAAAUAAAUCCUUAUGGGAUAAUUAUAUCGCUGAAAAAAAUAAGUUAAUAGAGAUACAUAAAUAAUAAGGUACAAACUUAAAAAAUAAUGAAAUUUCAAGAUAUCUAUGGCAUGGAGUCAGAACGUCUCAUCCUUAAAUAAUCUAUUCUGGCUUAAAGGAAGCUUUUGAUUAAACUUACAGCAAUGUAAUUAUUAAUUAUAAUUUAGAUUGGUAUGUGGGGUGCUGGUAUCUACUUUGCAGAAAAUGCUAGUUAUUCAAGAAAUUAUUCCUAUAAAUUAUAAUAAUCAGAUGGUGGAAACAAUGUAGGUAAACUGAUAUUUUUAUGUUGUUUGGUAACAACUGGGAGAGUCGAAGUAAGAUUACCAGAUCAAAGUAUCAAAAGACCUUCUUAAGGUUUUGAUUGUGUUUCAGGCAACACUCAAGGAAGUGAUGUGUUUAUCCUCUACUCAAUGGAUAUAAGAAGAGCAUAUCCAGCAUAUGAAAUAAUCUAUACAUGAUUUAUGAAAAUGAUUAUUAAU